AUGGCUGUGUUGGGAUGUCCAGACAUCAGACGGUCCACGUCAUCGAGUCUAAAUCCGAUGGUUCACGUCAUCCAGCCGAAAUCCGAUGGUUCGCGUCAUCAGUCGAAUCCCAUGGUUCACGUCAGCCAUCCACACAAUUCGCUCGGUAUUCCUUAUAGUGGUUCGAAUCUUUGUGAAAGGCGCUUUUGGACAUUGCGUUUUGAAGGUUAG
Thelazia callipaeda (thelaziosis nematode) is the source of this 210-nucleotide messenger RNA. The record is from the annotation of a GenBank genome assembly. NCBI's taxonomy places the organism in Eukaryota, Metazoa, Nematoda, Chromadorea, Rhabditida, Thelaziidae.